Hevea brasiliensis (rubber tree) is the source of this 567-nucleotide messenger RNA. RefSeq names its product TMV resistance protein N-like. The record is from RefSeq and is a predicted model, not a curated record. Gene Ontology annotation, biological process: signal transduction. The transcript has 2 exons. Bases 1 to 567 code for a protein of 188 amino acids. NCBI's taxonomy places the organism in Eukaryota, Viridiplantae, Streptophyta, Magnoliopsida, Malpighiales, Euphorbiaceae.
AUGGCUUCAACCUCCAUUUCUGCCACUUCACGAUGGAGUACUUACGAUGUGUUCUUGAGUUUCAAAGGGAAGGAUGUGAUGAAAGGCUUCACUGGCCACCUAUACGCUGCUUUGUGUCGGAGUGGAAUCAACACUUAUGUAGACGAGGAAAAGAUGGAAGACAAAGAGAAAAUUGAAGCAGCAUGCCUCAAUGGCAUCCAGAAGUCGAGAUUUUCACUAGUCCUUCUGUCAAAAGACUAUGCCUUGUCUACUUGGUGUCUGGAAGAGCUUGUCCAAAUCCUAAAGUAUAAAAAAGCAGAUGAUGUCUGGCCAAUUUUUUAUGAUGUAGAUACAUCUCAUGUUGAAGAGAUCCAAGGAAGCUAUAAAGAAGCAUUUGUGGAGCAUGAAAAGCAUUUCAAGGAAGAUGUCCUCCAGAAGUGGAAGGAUGCUCUCCGACAAGUUUCUACCUUGAAGGGUCUUGAUCUACCAAAGCGCUUGGAUGGACAUUUGAAAGCAGCUGCUUCCUUGAAAAUGUUAGAGAAGCGGCCCAUUUCAAGGGUAUACCCUACUUACAAAGGCAACUUCUGA